Ectocarpus siliculosus is the source of this 1583-nucleotide messenger RNA. The record is from the annotation of a GenBank genome assembly. Lineage: Eukaryota; Phaeophyceae; Ectocarpales; Ectocarpaceae.
AUGUUCAUGAUCAAGGCGUCGCCCGCGACAAGGCGAGAGCUAGUGUCUAGAGCCCGGCUGCUGGGAGCGGUCGGCGUCGGAGCAACUCUUGCUCGACCACUGCAAGCGGCCGUCGGAGCACCACCACCACAAUCACCACCGGCUGCGCCGGGAUUCUCGAGCGUUCUAGUCCGAGAUGACGCUCACGCGCGAUUAGAAGACGAUGGGGUGGGACACAUCAGCACUCCUAGCGGUGGUUCAGGGUUGGUGCUUCCCGCUGUCGCCGCGAGCACGAAACGGAUCUUCCUGGCCAGACACGGACAGACAGACCUAAACAAGCUGGGAGUGUGCCAGGGACGGAAGCUGAACCCUCCGCUAAACGAAAACGGACGGCGUCAAGCGCGAACCCUGCUGAUCGAUGUAGAGCUGGAUGCUAUUCUGUGUAGCCCGCUCCGCCGCGCGAGAGAGACGGCCGGGAUAGUACGAGAGAGCCACCCCCUCGCCACCAGUUUUGCGGUGUCGGAGGAUCUCAACGAGGUCGACUUCGGGGGGGCAGAGGGGCUCCCGCAGAUGGCAUCCGCCGCCAUCCUCGCACCGUCCUACUUGGCGUGGUCCCAUGGCAGGCUCGACAAGCGGGCCGGGGUUCUCGGGGAGAGCGGGGUGAUGCUGAGGCGGAGGGGGGAGGCGGCGGCGGGGACGCUACUCGCAUCGUGCAAGGAGGGCAGGCAGGUGUUGGGGGUCUCACACUCCUCCAUGAUCAAGUUCACGUUGGCGGCGCUACUCGACGUGCCCCUGAGCACCAUCCGAGCCCUGGGCCAAGACAACUGCGCCGUCAACGCCCUAGACUUCGACACAGCAUCCGGCGUGUUUGAGGCGGUGGCAAUAAACGGCCGUCCCGUUCGAGGAAGGGCCGAAAGCUUCGGCCGCGUUGGCCCUGAAACGUGCUGACGGCACAAGGAUCCAUCCACGACUUCGUCCAUCUUUCCCUCCGAUGUUCCUGGUGCGUGGAAGCGAUAUGCUCGAGAAACGACCCACUGACCGAUAUCGUCACCUCAUUAAACCAUGGGCUGGGUCUUGCCUGUCUUUCGUGAAAACACGUGUGGUACAUACGGUGCACAAGAGACGAGCGCCCGUGUAGUGGUGGGAGAACGCGGAAAGCUGAAAUACCGCGGAUUGAAUUUUGUCAGACACCGCUGAAAGAAGUGAGAAGCAGUAGGACUUCCACGGAUUUGUGCGGAAAUCCUCGAAUAUUCCGGAAAACCAUGCAAUGCCAUGAAGCACUCUAUGGCUCCCCAAGAGGGAACCCCAGCAAAUUUUGCGUGCCCCUUGUUUGGGCGACCUUGAGGGCGAGUGUUAGGCUGAGGGGUAAGUUCGGGUUGAGUCGGGUCACCGUGUGUCCAAGAUAGGUGGUAGCUGUUUUGAAUAGGUGGUUCCACUGUUGUGGACAGACUGUGACGGGGUAUGGGUAUCGUGGAUGAUGCAACAGGGGCUUGGGGAGGCACCCGGCCACCAGCUCAAGAGUUUCGUGUUUCACUCGCUCGUUUUAGCAUGCCAGGUUGGAAUUGCGUUUGGUGCGACGCAUGCACGAAAGAAAUAGUGGAGCA